Insectozyma verbasci is the source of this 783-nucleotide messenger RNA. Lineage: Eukaryota; Fungi; Ascomycota; Pichiomycetes; Serinales; Debaryomycetaceae. The record is from the annotation of a GenBank genome assembly.
AUGAAUAAAGCUAUUGAAUUGAUUAUACUCUGUAUAUUCAUGACUAUUACUACUUUUGGUAGUAGCAUAGUCCCAUUAAAGAUAUCUAAUACUUCAUAUACUAAUAUUAAUGUGUUGUCUCAUUUGAGUGCUGGCAUAAUCUUAGGCACGGCAUUUAUGAUUAUAAUACCAGAAGGUAUGGAAAUGAUGCAAGAAAAUAUAAAUAGUUUGUCAGUUGGUCUACCGUUGAUAUUUGGAUUUAUUACAAUGUAUGGUCUUGAGAUAUUCACAAAUCAUGCAAGUUUCAAACAAAAUACGGUUAUGGACUCAUUAUCACUAAGUUUUAUCUUACAUGGAAUUGUAGAUGGUAUUUCAUUAGGUUCAUCAUUCAUAAUUGAUUCAGAUAUGAGUUUAUUUAUUUAUUUAGCUAUUAUUAUUCAUAAAUUGCCUACUGCUUUUAGUUUAUCUACUUUAUUAAUGAAGAAUGGUUUAUCUUUAAAUAAAAUAUAUUGGCAAUUAUGUUAUUUUGCAUUACUGACCCCAUUAUCAUCAAUUAUAAUCUAUACAAUAUCAAGUAUAUUCAAAUUUGAGAAUACUGGGCUCUUCAUUGGUUUAUUAUUUUUGUUUUCGGGUGGUAAUUUCAUAUAUAUAAUUAACCAUAUUCAUAAUGAUGAUGAGUUUGAAGAAUUACCAACUACAGAAGAGAGUAAUACUACAGUCACACCAAAAUCUGAAACUAGAAGGAUAUAUUGGGAAUUAGCUGGUCUAAUUAUUCCUAUAUUAUUAAGUUUUAUCAAAGAUUGA